Molecule: messenger RNA, 858 nt
Organism: Corylus avellana
Lineage: Eukaryota; Viridiplantae; Streptophyta; Magnoliopsida; Fagales; Betulaceae
Source: RefSeq, a predicted model, not a curated record
UCAAAGCAAACGAUUCCAAAACUCAAAAGAAGAAAAAUGGCUUGGUCUGCUGAAAACGCCACAAAAGCGUAUAUCCGUGCCCUAAAGAUGGCGAAAAUAGGUAAAGAGCCAGACGUGGCGGAAUUCAUAUCUGCCCUCGUUGCCGGCAACAACGCUCAACUCAUGGCGAUGAUAUGCCCUAGCAUCGCCGGAUCCACCGCUCUAGCACUAGUAGCAGCCGCCCAUCAAACCGGCGGCCGUGUUGUGUGCAUUCUAAGCGGCCUUAACGAAUUGCAUGCCUCAAAGAAAGCUCUAGGCCCCUAUGCAAAUUGUGUGGAAUUUGCUGUGGGGGAUGCACGCACCUUAUUGUUAGAUGACUACAAAGGAGCAGAUUUUGUGCUUAUUGAUUGUCACAUCAAUGAGCACAAGGGAGUAUUCUUCGCAGCGAAAAAGAAUGCAAAGCAUGAUGGGGCACUUAUUGUAGGGUACAAUGCCCUCCACAAGGGAUCAUGGUGGAGUGAAUUGAACACACAUUUUUUGCCCAUUGGAGAGGGGCUUCUGGUGACAAGAAUAGCGGCAACAAAUGCGGCCAGCGGUAGCCUAAAAAGAAGCCGGUGGUUGGUUAAAGUAGAUAAGUGCACCGGAGAGGAACAUGUCUUCAGGAUCACUUCCCCACAAAGGAAACAAAUUGAAGCCUAAGACUUUGUUUAACUCUCUGAGAGUACAUGGAGAAGGAAUAGGAAUAUGAACUAGAUAAAAUGGUUGUCUUUAUUAAUGUAUGAGAAGGAAGCUGAAGUUUUUUAAAAUUUCCUGUCAUCAUAAUUAGGAUUCAAAUUAGUGACAUCCGCUUUAUAAAGCGUGAUUCUUAACGAAUUAAGU